Ilex paraguariensis (yerba mate) is the source of this 3309-nucleotide messenger RNA. Lineage: Eukaryota; Viridiplantae; Streptophyta; Magnoliopsida; Aquifoliales; Aquifoliaceae. The record is from the annotation of a GenBank genome assembly.
GAGCGAGCGAGAGAGAGAGAGAGAGAGAGAGAGAAGAGGAAGACGAAGCAGGAAAUAAGAAAGCAAGAAAGGGAAAAGAACCAGUCUGCAACGAUCAUUUCAAAACCCUUAUCAAAGAUUCGUCUCCUUUCUCCAUUUUCUUGUAAACCAAUACACAUUCAUACAUAUAUACAAACAGACAUAUACAUAGCUGUAUCAUAUAUACCCAUCAUUGUAUAUGAUUAUUCACUUUAUAAAUCCACCUUCCACCUUCCACCUUCCACCUUCCACCUUCUUUUACGUCGUCUUCAUUUCAUCACUUUGAAUUUUGACCUUUUUGUUCCUCUUGAUUAUCUCCAAUUUUCAGAUCCACCCAACCGUAAUUGCCCUACUGUAACUGGGUAAUUUCUCUCAGAUCUGCCAAAAAGAAAUUCAAACCUAGUUUUGUAUUUAAUGGAUGACCUUAAUUUGUUAGCCAGAGACUUUGGGUUUAAACCCCAAGGCAAAUCCAACCCUAUGAAAUCAUCCAGUUUCCGAUCCGACGGUCCUCCCCCACGAUCCACCGGCCGAUCAUCAUCGCCGUUCAUCAACAACAACAAUCACAGCGAUCCACUAUUCAACGACGUGUUCGGUGGACCCCCCAAUUACGCAAACAGCAACAUGGAAAAGGCUUCGUCACUCUCUGAUUUUGAUUACGAUUCGAUAUUCAAGAGCUCGAGGGCGAAUGAAUCGACAACUAAAUCGGCUUCGUCGGUGCCAGUUUAUGAUAAGCCGUUGUAUGAUGACGAUAUAUUCGAUGGAUUGCCUGGACUGAAGAGCAAAACGACGUCGGUUUCCGUUGGGUACGAUGAAAACGUAUUUGCGUCGAUGGCUUCGCCGCCGAAGCAGAGCGAUCAGUUUGGUGACUUAGACGGGCAUUUGGGAAGGACCGAGACGUUGGAGUUGAGGGAGGUUAAGAGUUCGAGUGGUCUGGAUGAUUUGUUGCCUGGAUUUGGUAGUGGCGGUCCAGCAAGAAACAAUAACAGGCCAAUUUCAGAAUCAAGUCCGCACCAGAGGUCAACUGGCAAUACCAAUCAAACAACUUCUAAUGUGUUGGAUGACCCCUUUGUAGUUUUAGAAUCUCCUGCGGCUUCAUCCACAGGGCUGUUCACUGAUCCACUGGAAGAGAUUGGUAAGAUGGGUAAAUCUGGAAACACAAAGACUGAUCAUUCAUCUGUUAGUGGAGCAGUAUUUGAUGAUAUAGACCCCCUUAAUGGUUUUGGCAAGUCUGUGCCUGCAUUUUCUCCUGAGAGGAAUAUCAGGGAGAAGGAUGGGAGUCCUUCAAGGACAGCGGCAACCAUGAGUGAGAAUCAAACUUCUUCGAGUAAAGAACAUUUUGGGAAAUCUUCCUUUAGAUAUUCUGAGAGCCAUUCCCAAGAGAAGGUUCCUGUUGAUAAUUUUCAGGAAUCUCCUCAAACACACUUCGACUUGCCAACCUUUUCAGCAGAUUCUCUGAAAUCUUUUAUUCAAACUGCUUCUUUCCCUCCAAAUGGAAAUGUUGACUUUACUGAGACACACUCCCAGGUAGAUAUUUCUCCGAGAUCAGAAGAACAAGUGCGAUCAUCUGAUGAUGUAUGGCUCACUGUAUCAGAGAUACCUCUUUUUACACAACCCACAAGUGCUCCACCACCUUCAAGGCCCCCUCCUCCAAUACCAAAGUGGGGUUCAAAGCCAGUAACAGGUCUAUUUUCUUCAAAUGCUAGAAAGAAGGGAGACGAGUUUUCUCCUUCUGCAAAUUACGCUCAUUACUCUCAAAGUCCUAAAACCUUCAGGCCUGCGGUGAAGAGCUCUGUGGUUUCUUCAAUCGAUGAACUUGAUGAUUUUGCCAUGGGUGGGACCCGAAAUAGUGUCGAAGGCAAUGCUGAUGUUAAAUCUGGUGAGGAAAUGAACGUAAACUCUGCAGCUGCUGCUGCUGCUUCUGCUUCUGCUUCUGCUUCUGCUUCUGCUAUGAAAGAAGCUAUGGAUAAAGCUGAGGCUAAAUUUAGGCAUGCAAAGGAAGUAAGAGAUAGAGAAUAUGUUAAGGUUGCUAGAAAUAAAGAAGCCGUGCAGUUGGAAAAAGAUGAACAGGCCAUGCAAGAUGCUCAAGAGAGAGAAUUCAGGGAAAACCAGGAGCGGUUAGAUCUUGAACGGCGACAAAGGGAAAAGGAAGAGGAAGAGAAAGAACAGAGGAGACUUGAGAGGGAGAGGGAGAGAGCAAGGGAGAUUGAAAGAGAAAGGGCCAGACAAGCUGUGGAAAGGGCUACUAGAGAAGCAAGGGAAAGAGCAGGGGCAGAGGCACGCGAUAGAGCAGCUGCUGAAGCUCGUUUAAAAGUUGAAAGGGCCGCAGUUCAGAGAGCACAAGCUGAAGCCCGUGAAAGGGCGGCGGCAGAAGCUAGAGAUAGAGCAGAAAGGGCUGCUGCAGAAGCCAGGGAAAGGGCAAAUUCCGAAGCAAGGGAGAAAGAAGCACAGGAGAAAGCUACUGUUGCUAGGGCUGAAGCUGAAGCUCGACGUAGAGCAGAACGAGUUGCUGUUGAAAGGGCUGCUGCAGAAGCUCGUGAAAGGGCUGCUGCAGAAGCUCGAGAGAGGGCUGCUGCUUCGGCAAGGAUGAACCAACAAAAUAAUGAUAAUGAUCUUGAAUCCUUCUUUAACAUGGGAUCUCGGGCAAGCAGUGCACCUAGGCCAAGGGCAAACCCUUCGGAUCCUGUGUUGGAUCCCCAAUCCCAGGGCAGGGCACCAACCGAAACGGCGAGGAGGACUUCUUCUUCUGGUGGUGCCUCAUCCAAUAUGAGGAAAGCGUCUUCCACUACUAAUAUUGUUGAUGAUCUUACUUCAAUUUUUGGAGGUGCUCCAUCAUCUGGAGAAUUCCAGGAAGUAGAAGGGGAAAGUGAAGAAAGAAGAAGAGCUAGACUAGAUCGCCAACAACGCACUCAAGAGCGUGCGGCUAAAGUGCUGGCUGAGAAGAAUCAGCGUGACCUUCAAGUUCAAAGGGAUCAAGAAGAAAGACAUAGAAUGGCAGACACAUUAGAUAUUGAGAUUAAGCGCUGGUCUGCAGGGAAAGAGGGAAAUUUGCGUGCACUACUGUCGACAUUGCAAUAUGUGCUCUGGCCUGAAUGUGGUUGGCAGCCUGUUUCUUUGACUGAUUUGAUUACGGGUGCCUCAGUUAAAAAGGUUUACAGGAAGGCAACUUUGUGCAUCCAUCCUGACAAGGUGCAACAAAAAGGUGCUAAUCUGCAACAGAAAUAUAUUGCUGAGAAGGUGUUUGACCUGCUUAAGGAGGCCUGGAACAAAUUUAAUUCAGAGGAGCUUUUUUAA